This is a messenger RNA of Microthlaspi erraticum, 378 nucleotides long. Lineage: Eukaryota; Viridiplantae; Streptophyta; Magnoliopsida; Brassicales; Brassicaceae. The record is from the annotation of a GenBank genome assembly.
AUGCUCUCUUUGCGAUCUUGGCUCGAGCGUGAACCUGAUGCCGUAUUCUGUGGCCAAGCGACUGGGAUACACAAGUUCAAACCCACGAAAGUCUCCUUGGUUUUCGCUGACAGAUCGACCAAGUUCCCAGUCGGGCGAAACUUCCUAUGCACAGCUGGUGCAAUCAUUGACGUGAAGGGAGGAAUCAUUGAUCUCCAUCUGGGAGAUAUCGUCAUGAGGUUCGAGAUGAACAAACUCCUCAAGAAGCCAAUGUUAGAUGGGCAAACUUAUGUGAUUGAAGAUGGCUCAAACUUGGUGGACGAAGUGAGUGAGGAGAUGCUUCUUGACGACCCUCUGGAGGUAGCUUUGACUAAAGCUGAAGGCGAUAUGAUUUCCUGA